AUGGCUCGAAUCUUCCUAGAUUACCCCUUCAGCACGUGGAUCAUAUUCAUUGUAUCGACGCACAUCCUCUAUGUGCUGGGGCUAGUUGGUUAUCGCCUGUUCUUUCAUCCGCUGGCCGGAUUUCCAGGCCCCAGAUAUGCAGCUCUCAGUCGCUGGCACGAAGUCUACCACGAUGUCUACCUUCAGGGGAAGUUCAUCUUCUGGAUCAAGGAGCAGCAUAGGAAACAUGGCCCGAUCAUCCGCAUCGCCCCAGACGAGCUACACAUCCUGGACGCCGACCUCUGGGAAACAAUCUACACGAAAGCCGGCCGCGUCGACAAAUACGCCUGGAUGUCUGGUCGAUUCGGAAACGAUACCUCCGUUCUAACGACCGCCCCGGAUGAUCUACACCGGAUCAGACGAAAUGCCCUCAAUCCGUUCUUUAGCAGACAGCACAUCCUCGGGCUCCAGGAUAUCAUCCGUCAAAAACUUGAUACCCUGAUCGGACGAGUCGAGGAGUAUAAAGCGCUCAAUGCGCCAAUGCCCAUUCACCGAGGCUUCAUGGCGUUCAGUGAGGAUGUCAUCAUGCAGUACUGCUUUGGCCAUGAUUAUUCGGCGGUAGGAGAAGACGGGUGGGCUCCUACCCUGCACGACGCGUUUAUGAAUGUUACUAUCGCGGGGAACACAGCGUUACACUUUCCCCUGGUCCCGAAGAUCAUGAACGCUUUGCCGCAGGCUUGGAUUGAGAAGCUCGAUCCGGUCUAUGCGCCCAUCUUUCGGAUGCAGAGAGACCUCGGCAAGCAAAUCCGAGACAUCAAGCAGUCUAUAGCAGCUGGCUCGUCCAGUUCUGACAACGACAGGCAAACUGUUUUCUCAGACCUGAUACAUGGCGACUUACCCGAGGCGGAAAAGGCAGACCGGCGACUCCAAGACGAAGCACAACUUGUCAUCGGCGCAGGCCUCGCAACGACUGGAUGGGCACUUACCGUGGGAACAUUCUACCUCCUCGACAACCCCAAUGUCCUUGCCCGUCUGCGUCGUGAGCUCGAUGAAGCUAUUCCGGGUUCGGCCUACGAUUUGGAUAACCCUACCACGGCCCUAGAGUGGACCAAGCUCGAGAAACUUCCUUAUUUGACCGGCGUCAUCAAAGAAGCAGUUCGGCUGUCGCAUUCGACUACAUCCCGGAAUGUACGUCGUCUGCCAAAACCAAUCUAUUUCAAGGACUGGGUUAUACCGGCUCAUACGCCUGUCUCGAUGACGAUUCCCUUCCUACAUCUGGAUGAGGAGAUUUAUCCUGAUUCAAACUCGUUUGUUCCGGAGAGGUGGCUUGAUAACCCGAAGGCGAAGAAUGGGGCUCCCCUUGAACGAUACUUUGUUGGCUUUGGAAAAGGGACUAGGUCAUGCCUUGGACUUAAUCUCGCCUGGUGCGAGCUAUACCUCGUCUUCGCAUCAUUCUUCCGCUUCUUCGACUUUGAACUAUUUGAGACAGACAUAUCCGACAUUGAGCUCGCUCACGAUUACUUCCUACCCCUCCCAAAGCUUGAUUCAAAGGGCAUUAGAGUGUUUGUUCGACACAGAGAUAUUUGA
Aspergillus mulundensis is the source of this 1566-nucleotide messenger RNA. RefSeq names its product cytochrome P450. The record is from RefSeq and is a predicted model, not a curated record. The transcript is spliced from 4 exons. Gene Ontology annotation, molecular function: monooxygenase activity; oxidoreductase activity, acting on paired donors, with incorporation or reduction of molecular oxygen; iron ion binding. The coding region runs from base 1 to 1566 and encodes 521 amino acids. Lineage: Eukaryota; Fungi; Ascomycota; Eurotiomycetes; Eurotiales; Aspergillaceae.